Daldinia caldariorum is the source of this 1347-nucleotide messenger RNA. RefSeq names its product histone chaperone domain CHZ-domain-containing protein. Lineage: Eukaryota; Fungi; Ascomycota; Sordariomycetes; Xylariales; Hypoxylaceae. The record is from RefSeq and is a predicted model, not a curated record. The transcript is spliced from 3 exons. Bases 352 to 714 code for a protein of 120 amino acids.
AUAUAAUCAAGAAUUACUGCCCGAGAUGUACUAGCCUUCCCAUACUGGAGUGAGGUCUGGAGUAGCAGCUGAAAGUUUGCAACCCAGCAACCCAGCAACCCGUGCAGUAGCAACCAAUUAAACAACAACCAAACCCACAGGUACCUUUUUCUUUUCUCAGCGGUCUACAUACUUUUUUUCCACCUUUCCCAACCCACCAUCUGAAAUCCGAUCGCGCUACUUUACUCUCUUGCGACUUUCGGAUUCACACCAUCGUUCAAUCCCACCUACCCGUCUUUUUCUUCUUUUUUCUUACCACUCGUACUCGCACAUCUACACACAUACGUAAUCCUCCUCGAAUCUUCAGUCACAAUGGCUAGCAACAACGGUGUUACCAUCCCCGAAGACACGGCCGCUUCCAAGGCCGAGGAGACUGUCCAGACUAAGGGCAAGGGCAAGGCUCCUGAGGAGCAGGCUGACACCACUAUGGAGGAGGACGACGAUGAUGACGACGAAGAGGAAGAGGGUGAGGGCGGUGACGACGAUGCCGAGGACAACCUGGACGAGAUCGAUCCCGGCAACAUCGUAGAGGGUGGUCGACGUACCCGAGGCCGUGUUAUUGACUGGGCCAAGGCCGCGCAGGAGAACCCCGCCGAAGACGACGACGACGACGACGAGGAUGAAUACGAGCCCGCGGGCGAGGAGAACGAGGGCGACAAGAUGGACGAGGACUAAAUUGGUUCUCACACGCACUCACACAUACACACCGCCUUCCGCCCCGCUUGUGUGCGCCCAGCUAGUUGGAUAAGGGGACGAGUUCCAACUGGAUUUGAGCAAGCUUGCCUGUCAAUUAAAUCUCCAAAUAUCCUCAACGCAUCAUCAUCAUUACUUUGUUGUUGUUGCCCCCCUUUCGGUCUCUUGGCGGUUUUCGUUACCGGGUCUACUGAUUUCGGGCGUUCGAUAGUAGAAAAAUACGAUCACGCGUUUCCAGAUAGGGAAUGAAGAAGUCCCUCCCCCAAAAAAGCCGAUGGUCGAACGGAAAAUAUAGCUCUGUAGCUUAGGUCUAUCUGCCACGAUUAUUACUCCUGACUGGCGGCCUGGCAUGAACUCAGGUCACUAAUAUACGCAUGAAUACAAGAAAAUGUUAGUAUAUUGCCACGUUCUAGAUCUAGAUCUCCGUAGCCCACAACUCAGGACAGAUAUCGGUGGUCUGGUUGGGUUAGGUAUCUUAACCAUACCAUACGACUUACGUGGAGCUAGUAAUAGGGAAUUUACCAAUCCACUUGCCCCGUACCUAGUAAUAUUUGGUUAAGUUAGUGCGGAAUUAUUCCUAAUUUAUAUAGCCAUUAACCAGUGGCAUUGAAAAGU